CGUCCCCUCACCUGCCCAGCGUGUUGCAGAAGCCGUGUCCCCUGAGCCCUUUCCCCUUGGCGGAGCAGUGGUGGUUGGGGGCAGCCAACCAAACCAGACAGGCGGGCGCCCGGCGGGUCCGUGUCUUCCAAGGGAAAGGUCAAGAACAUACCAGGUGCGCUGCUGGACAUGUGCGGGAAGCCUUCCCUGGAGCUGAGGGCUCACACGGCCUCCUGGCUCGGCUCCUUCCUGUUGGGUCAGCAGGCGUUUGUGGUGGGGACUCCUGAGGGAGGGCCAGGGCCGAGGCCGGCAGGGAGGAGGGAGUCUCCCGCCCUUCCCUGGGCUCUGGCCCCUGCCCUGUUCCCCGGCCCAUGGAGGGGAGGGCACUGAAAUUCUUCCUCCUGUGCCCUUCUGACCUGCCAGGCGCAGCACGAUGGGAGGGGCAUUGGCAGCCGUGGCACCCUAGGCAGGAGAGGCAGCCGGGGGCAGGGGGCUGUGGAGGAGGAGAGACCCCUGGGUCCAAGUGGGCACCUUAUCAGCGGGUGCCAGGCAGGGCCAUCCCCAGGGUGGGGGCAGCAUCUCCCUGGGCCCUGUUAUCAGUCCCAGAGUCCACAGGACACUCCUCGGGUUAACGUGUAACCACACGUCAUCCCCUCCACCCCCAAAGCCACCGGUGCCCACAUUGCAGGCCACUUCGGGUGGGUCACACGUUGACAUGGACACCCGGGAAGAGGGGCUGCCUGGAAAACCUCGCUUUCCAGCUGAACAGCCGCAUGUGGGCAGGUGGCUGAGCCCGUUCUUCCUCACCUGUGCUGUCUACUUUCUCCUCUGGAGCCCUGAGAACCAGCCGUCCUGGGUCGGCGCCCUGAUCAAGUGCCUGCCCAUCCUCUACCUGGUGGCGUUCCUGUGGACCGUGUACCCAGGCGGGGGCUACAGCUUGCUCCUGCAGGGGGCCCUUCUGUGCUCAGCUGUGGGGGACUCCUGCCUCGUCUGGCCUGAGGCCUUCCUCCAUGGCAUGGCUGCCUUCGCUGUGGCCCACCUGCUCUACCUCUGGGCCUUUGGCCUCACUCCCCUGAAGCCUAGCCUCCUGCUGCCUAUUCUCCUGGCUUUCAUCCCAUAUUAUGGCCUCCUGCUUUGGUACCUCCCGCCUGACAUGGUCCUGCCCCUGACAGCUUACUCCCUGGUCCUGGCCGCUAUGCUGUGGCGUGCCUUGGCCAGGGGCGGGAGUCCCAGCUGGGGCGCCCUGCUCUUCACGCUUUCAGAUGCCGUGCUGGCCUGGGACAUCUUCGUCCAUCCCCUGCCCCAUGCCCGCCUGGUGGUCAUGACCACCUAUUAUGCUGCCCAGAUCCUCAUCGCCCUGUCGGCCUUCCAGAGCCCCAGGCUCAAGUCCAACUGACUAGGGCUGAGGCAGGCAGAUGUCCACCCCCUCCUCCAUCAAGGACCUGGGCCCCCAAGACCAAUGAGGCCAGAGGAACACCCUUGGGGGUGAGAGCCAGUCCCCCAGACUCCCAUCUGCCAGUGCCAGUCGAUCUGGAGACACACAACUGUUUCUGGAAUUCCGAAUCCACCGCCAAGUUCCCACUGCCUUCCCCUGGUUCUGAUUCCAGAUUCCAGGCCCCUCAACCAGACCCACGUUGGGCCCUCCCCGGCCCCCUGCCUGCUUCUGUAAACCCACAUGGUCUCCGUGUGUGCCUGCCCCUUCCCUCUGGCCCUGAUCGGUUUUUCUGUUGCCUAAGUAA
Messenger RNA from Kogia breviceps (pygmy sperm whale), 1718 nucleotides. The record is from RefSeq and is a predicted model, not a curated record. NCBI's taxonomy places the organism in Eukaryota, Metazoa, Chordata, Mammalia, Artiodactyla, Physeteridae.